GACUCUGCUGCUUCACGCUAUCUUUAUGCAAGCAAAAGUUGUAGCUGCUCAGGGAUGAUCAAAUAGGUCCACACAUAGGUAUUUCACAGUUUUUAUGUAGAACAUAAAAGACUGGCUGAGAACCUGUGAACUUCUGAAGACAGCAUUUGGACAAGCUAGAGGCAGUUACUGUUUUCUGCUAUGUCCGGAAAGCUGCCUUACGUUGGCACAACGGCUGGCGGCGCCGACCGCAAACUGGGUCGCGCGGCGCUGCCGGUGACUGGCACCACCUCGGCGGCGGUGGCCGCCAGCCCCAGUGGCGCCGGCUCCAACAACGAGCUGGCGUCGCUGUUUGAGUGUCCGGUGUGCUACGACUACGUGCUGCCACCGAUCCUGCAGUGUCAGAGCGGCCACCUGGUGUGCUCGUCAUGCUCCAAGCUCACCUGCUGUCCGACCUGCCGCGGCACGCUCGGCAACAUCCGCAACCUGGCGAUGGAGAAGGUGGCGACGACGGUGAUGUUUCCCUGCAAGUACGUGUCGUCGGGCUGUUCGGUGCUGCUGCUGCACACAGAGAAGGCCGAGCACGAGGAGACGUGCGAGUGCCGCCCGUACCAAUGUCCGUGCCCCGGCGCCAGCUGCAAGUGGCAGGGCAGUCUGGACCAGGUGAUGAACCACCUGACCAUGGCGCACAAGAGCAUCACCACUCUGCAGGGGAGCAAAGAAUAG
Pollicipes pollicipes is the source of this 705-nucleotide messenger RNA. RefSeq names its product E3 ubiquitin-protein ligase SIAH1A-like. Gene Ontology annotation, biological process: proteasome-mediated ubiquitin-dependent protein catabolic process; multicellular organism development. Gene Ontology annotation, molecular function: ubiquitin conjugating enzyme binding; zinc ion binding; ubiquitin protein ligase activity. Gene Ontology annotation, cellular component: cytoplasm. NCBI's taxonomy places the organism in Eukaryota, Metazoa, Arthropoda, Thecostraca, Pollicipedomorpha, Pollicipedidae. The record is from RefSeq and is a predicted model, not a curated record.